This is a messenger RNA of Trematomus bernacchii (emerald rockcod), 2330 nucleotides long. RefSeq names its product aspartate aminotransferase, cytoplasmic-like. NCBI's taxonomy places the organism in Eukaryota, Metazoa, Chordata, Actinopteri, Perciformes, Nototheniidae. Gene Ontology annotation, biological process: L-aspartate biosynthetic process. The transcript has 9 exons. Gene Ontology annotation, cellular component: cytosol. Gene Ontology annotation, molecular function: L-aspartate:2-oxoglutarate transaminase activity; pyridoxal phosphate binding. The record is from RefSeq and is a predicted model, not a curated record. Bases 108 to 1340 code for a protein of 410 amino acids.
UGUCCUGAACCGUGGAUCUGAAGGUGAACCACACACACUGUAGGUUUUAACCCGGCCCUGAAGCACUAUCUCCCGUCUCUUACUGCUCCAUCCUCCGCCCCUAAAUCAUGUCUCUAUUCAGUGAAGUCCCGCAGGCUCCUCCAGUGGCUGUUUUCAAACUGAGUGCUGAUUUCAGAGAGGACAGCCACCCGCAGAAAGUGAAUCUGGGAGUUGGAGCGUACCGUACUGAUGAGUGCCUGCCGUGGGUGCUGCCGGUGGUGAAGAAGGUGGAGAAGCUGAUCGUGGAGGACAGCAGUCUGAACCACGAGUAUCUGCCCAUCCUCGGCCUGCCCGAGUUCAGAUCCGCCUCCUCCAAGGUCGCCCUGGGAGACGACUGCGCCGCCAUCAAGGACAACAGGGUCGGGGGGGUGCAGGCUCUGGGGGGCACGGGAGCAUUGAGGAUCGGAGCCGAGUUCCUGCGCCGCUGGUACAACGGUGUCAACAACACGGCCACACCCAUCUACGUGUCAGCGCCCACCUGGGAGAACCACAACAGUGUGUUUGCUGAUGCUGGGUUCAAAGACAUCCGGCCAUACCAUUACUGGGAUGCUGCUAAUAGAGGUCUGGAUCUCGCUGGGCUCCUGGACGACCUGGAGAAAGCUCCGGAGCACUCCAUCUUCGUCCUCCACGCCUGCGCUCACAACCCCACCGGCACCGACCCCACCCAAGAGGAGUGGAAGAAGAUCGCAGAGAUCAUGAAGAGGAGGAAUCUGUUCGUGUUCUUCGACUCGGCCUAUCAGGGCUUCGCCUCCGGCUCUCUGGAUAAAGACGCCUGGGCGAUCCGCUACUUCGUCUCAGAGGGCUUCGAGCUGUUCGUGGCUCAGUCCUUCUCCAAGAACUUCGGCCUUUACAAUGAGAGAGUUGGAAACCUCACCAUCGUGGCUCAGGACGGAGAGAACCUGACCCGCAUCCUGUCCCAGAUGGAGAAGAUCGUGAGGACCACCUGGUCCAACCCCCCGUCUCAGGGAGCGCGCAUCGUCAGCAAGACCCUGAACUGCCCCGAGCUCUUCGCUGAAUGGAAGGGUAACGUGAAGACGAUGGCGGACCGCGUGCUGCUGAUGAGGGAUCAGCUGAAGGGGAAGCUGCAGGCUCUGAACACCCCGGGGACCUGGGAGCACAUCACCCAGCAGAUCGGGAUGUUCAGCUUCACAGGGCUCAACCCCAAACAGGUGGAGUUCAUGAUCAAAGAGAGGCACGUGUACCUGAUGGCGAGCGGCCGCAUCAACAUGUGCGGUCUGACCAGCAGCAACAUCGACUACGUGGCCCAGUCCAUCCACGACGCCGUCACCAAGGUCCAAUGAAGGCUCUCCAACCUCUGAUUGGUUCACCUGCCGAGGGAGGGAGUGUAACCAAUCAGAGGUUGAGGAUGAUUAGUGCAAUGAAGUGCAAUGAUUUUAGGGAAACACUUGAACGCACAGGUCUCACUGUCCCUCAAUCUUUAGAGUGUCCGAGUCAUUUCACGUCACACAAUGCUUCCUCUGUCACUGAUAGCACUUCAAUGGAUUUCAUAACGUAUCCGUAGUGUCGAUCAAAUUAAUGUAAAUAGAUGUGAGACGUCCUAUUGUUUCGUGAAGCACAUUGAAUCAUCAUGCAGAAGUGUUUUUAAAUAUUUAGUUCAGGCACAUAAAGGACAUGACAGUACGAUGAGAUGACAAUACAAGCUCACACACAAAGAUAUAUGAUAAAAAUGCUAUAUAAAUUACAAAACAGAGUUAAUAUGAUCCCUGCAAUAUUUUAUAUAACUUAAGAAACACACACGACAUGCAGCACAUAUUUAUGAAUCCCUAUAAUACCACUAUUUUGUCCCAUUUCCUGUUGUGUUGCGCCACCUUGUAACGGUUUGUGAUAAGAAAUUGGCAUCAAAAUGUAUUUUUAGCAACACUAGAUUCACGUAACUCCCAGAUGAGCUUUUAAAAUAUAUAUUAGGAAGUAAGUACGUUUUGAUUUCAUCGGAUAAUGCCUCUGUCAUGUGACCAGGUUAAAAGUAAUUUAACAGUUCAUGCAUGUGCCUCAUGUUGUUAUGUUUGCCUUGUCACACCUGUGCAGCUACACAGACGACCACAACGGUUCAUUUGUAAAGUCCAAAACUCGACUUUGUGCCAUCAGUGAACAAACUCUUCGUCCGUGUUGUUUCUCUCCGCCCUGCAGAGCUCUCACCGUGUUACAGAUGUUGUUGUUGUUAUGACCUCAGAGCCACAGUAACACACUUCCUUAUACCUCGUGUUGUUUGUAAUGGCACACAGCAGUAUGUGCACUCACACUGGAAUAAAUUAUGAACCAUAGGAAACAAG